Molecule: messenger RNA, 447 nt
Organism: Schistocerca serialis cubense
Lineage: Eukaryota; Metazoa; Arthropoda; Insecta; Orthoptera; Acrididae
Exons: 1
Coding region: 1-447 (148 amino acids)
Source: RefSeq, a predicted model, not a curated record
AUGGCGAGGUCCGCGGCGCGACGAUGCUACGGCGACGCAGCCCUCGCCGCUAGCCGCCUGUUGUGUGGCGCCGGCGCCGGCGCCGCUGGCGAAGCUGUAGGACAGCCGCUGUCGCCCCCUCCUCCCCCUCUACAGCCACAGACACAGACACAGCCACAGACACAGACACAGCUCCGGCCGCUCCUCGGGUAUCAGCGGGCGGGCCGGCCGCUAUCCAGUGACGCCGCGCCGCCUCGGCCUGCUUUUAGCGAAACAGCAACCGUCGAGCGGCGCCACCCGCCUGACUUACAACCAGCAGAUUCCAGUCCAGGCCGGCGUAGGAGAAGUCCGUCGCCAGUGUCUCGCGAAGGAACUGAAGCAGAGGAGACGCCACCGCUUUCCCCACCACCAUACUCUGCACCAGAGUCCUGCGUUCAGUUCCCAAGCCUUCUGCCGUGUGUCGUGUAA